CAUGAAGCCAUGGCAGAGUUCUCUUGGCCCUCAGUACCUCCUCAAUACCCUCAGCCCAACGGCCCUUCGCCCACCACUCCGACUAUGGCCUGGGGUUCCUAUCAGCCCGAUACUGUUGCCGACGUUGGGGGCCUAGCACAGCCCUAUGGGGCAUCGGGAGGUUCACCUAGUUUUGAUGUUAGAACUGCCCAACAACUACAACAACAACAACCAACGACGGCGCCUGUACUAUCGCCGGGGCCUCAUCCUUACUAUACGACAGGAUCAUUGAUAGACCCUAGCAGGACGCCACAGGUUUCCACUCAGCUACCGUCUACUGCAACAAUGGGAAUAAACCCGUUAGAAGAGCGGUGGGAGGUUGCACUGAUGUGUAUCGGGAAGUGCUUGUCGGCUCCAGAGACUGAGCUCGGCAUGCCCCCAGCUGUCUAUGGGCCCUGCGUUCAACCAAGCGGCUUUUCGCCCCUCAUGGGCGAUUUUGUGGCGGAGCCUUCGCCCAGGAGUCGGAAGUUUAGCGCUGUCUCGGCGACCACGCAGUUGUCCCAGUCACAGCCCCAACAGGACCCAAAGGCGUCUCCGAAGGCAUCUUCGACGGUCCCGGAUGGUAGUGUUAGGCAGAUGGCCCCUCAGCUAGAGCAAAUGCAACAGCAGUUGGACACUAUGACUCGCCACUUGCAGUCGUUGGUGCAAACCAAGGCUCAGGUGCCCCCGCCGCAGCAGUACCCGACAUAUGCUAGUAGCCCUCGGUACCUUCCUGCGACGUCGCAGCCUCCACAGGCCACUCCGCGUGACCAUAGGUGGAGCUCGGUUGCUACUCUACCUCAGCAACAGCAGCAGCAGUCCCCUUAUCCGGCGACGGAUCGGCCAGCGAAAACCUCGUUGCUGGACAUCGAGGAGAACGAGCGGAAAAUGCGGGCCCUCGCGUAUCAGCUGAAGAGGCUCCAGAAGGACAUCCACAGCACUAGGCUGGGUUGAUGAUACAUCUGUUACUAUUUACAGCCCUACUAAGGAUCGUUAUACUGCUUUCU
Messenger RNA from Perkinsus marinus ATCC 50983, 1025 nucleotides. RefSeq lists its product as hypothetical. Lineage: Eukaryota; Perkinsozoa; Perkinsida; Perkinsidae. Bases 10 to 972 code for a protein of 320 amino acids. The record is from RefSeq and is a predicted model, not a curated record. The transcript has 7 exons.